AAGGAUAGCGGCAGCAGUACGAACCUAGCUCCAGGAAAUGUUACUUGUGGUCACAAGUGCAAAGAUAAGAGCAGUUGCGCGCAUGAAUGCUGCAAGAUCGGUGUGUCGGCCAAAAUAGCCAGGAGGCGGAAGGAACCUUCGAUGCCAUUGUCGAAGCAUGCUCUCACAUCCCAAAGGACCUCAGAUGAAAGGAUUUCGAGCUUGGACGGGGAUGAUGGACUGAUAUUGCCUUCUGAGAAGUCAUACCAGAGGGCUGGCGCUCUUUCAGCUGCUCACAACGGAAGCACACAAGACCGCAGUGGAGAUGCGCAAAUCUCCUCUCGGCGCAGCUUUGCGGUAUCAGAUGAUGAAAGUCAAGGAGAGGACGACCCCAAUGAGAAUGAUCCAUACAAUUUUGCGAACGUCGACAAAGCGCCAAAAAGGAAACGUGUUGCCCAAUUUCUCGAUUUGGAAUCAGGAGGGGACGCCGACGCUCAUGCAUCUGACUACGAUGCUGAGUACGAGGGCGAGUUCGACGGCUGGCUGGUUGAUGAUGACGAAGACGUCAAUGAGGAUGUCGUUGGCGGCGUCGGGACUCACGAUAGUUCAGAAGACAUUUUCCUGCGCGAGGAGCGCGACCUGAUGAAUUUGCACUGCGAAGAUAUGGGACAAGGGGCUAAACGCCGCCGCGUCUGUGGUGAUGAGGACGAUGGACAAGAAGUAACAUCCACAAACUUUGGGUUAAGCACAUCGCAGUCACAAUCAAUGGUGACCUUCGACGAGAGCCAGUAUGAAGAGCCCGACAUCCUUUUGCAGCGAUCUAGCAUGGCGCUCACAACAGGCCGUUCGGACCAGGGCAACCGUGAUCAGGGCCGUCGGGUUGUUCAGUUUUCGGACAUGGGCGCGAAUAAGCUCAAAGCCGCUUCUGAUGUGAAACCUGGUUCCGCAGCACAAAAAAAUGCAGAAACGCAGGGUGGGAACCGUACUCACCAGACGGACGACAUGUUGCAAGUUCGCGCAUCCUUAAGUCAAUGGAUCAGUGGACUACGGGCUGAGGACCAUACAAAGCCGGAUCGGCCGGUGCCACCGGAGGAAACGACGAUAACAAGCCCGCAAGGAGCGACGGCGGGACAUGAGACCAACCCCGAUGGGGCCAAAACCGGGUACGUAGACAUUCGGAGAAGCCGGUUUUCGUGGACUUCAUCCCUAACGGUACAUGCUACAUGCAUCUAAAAAGGCCUGAAGCUACCAUGACGCAGCAAUUCAGUGUUCGUGACAUUUUUGCAGACUUGUUUUGAUGGGGACCUAUUAUUCUGACGGUCAGGCGUACGUCUUGUUUAUGAAACCUAUCUACCUUCUCUUCAUCAUGACAUGGCAAACAGUAAAGAACUUCGGUGCCCCCCGAUUGGAUUCCAUGUUGUGUUUUAUUCUUCUUUGAGUCAAGGCGAAGGAAGACAUCCCUGUGCCACAACCGAACGAUCGUCAGCCCUUAUCUUUUUCGCGGCCCGCUGAUCAGGGAUUGUGGCUUCAAAUUCACCGUAUGAAUGCA
Fimicolochytrium jonesii is the source of this 1528-nucleotide messenger RNA. RefSeq lists its product as uncharacterized. The record is from RefSeq and is a predicted model, not a curated record. Lineage: Eukaryota; Fungi; Chytridiomycota; Chytridiomycetes; Spizellomycetales; Powellomycetaceae. The transcript is spliced from 7 exons. The coding region runs from base 142 to 1212 and encodes 356 amino acids.